AUGUACGGCGUCGUCGUAUUUUUAAUAAACUUAUUUUUUAUUAGCAUAAAUGCCGAUCCCUGUAAGAACGCGCAAGUGAUUUCGACUAGUUACACCACUAAAGAUGCUACCAUACUUAAACAGGUAGCUUUCAUAUCGAGUUUUUAUAUUAAAUGCGAUAUCGGUCAUAGCGGUUAUUUGUAUACGGUGUUGGGGGAUGUAAUUUCCCCUGUGGCGUCCGUAGGACAAGGGAAAUAUCAAAUUAGUUGGACUGAAGACGUCAAGACCGCACAAACCGGUGAUAUACUAGUUAAUGUUUAUAACGAAACCGGUUACAGUUUGUUGAGGAAAGCUAUUAGAAAUGGCGAAACCAUUUCGAAUGUACCCAUUUUUACUCGGAUUAAAAUUAAUCAUUCCGGAAUGUAUGGUGGUCCGUGGAUUUCUGGUGAACUGGUAGCAGCCGCUUUUUCUAUAACUAUAGCUUAUAUAGCUAUACAUUUUAGAAUGAAACUCCUAAGUCAACUGUGUUUUUAGUUAUUUCCAUUUUUUAUUUUUUAUUGUGUUGUGAUCUCACCCUGUAUACGAUUAAGUAAUGAUAAAGAAACCUAUAAACAUCGAAAAAAUUAGUUUUAUUAUUAUUGAAACAAAAAAAAUUGUAAAUAGAAACAUUAGGGGAGGUUUG
Messenger RNA from Diorhabda carinulata, 661 nucleotides. Its product is annotated as translocon-associated protein subunit delta-like. Gene Ontology annotation, cellular component: endoplasmic reticulum; membrane; endomembrane system. Bases 1 to 513 code for a protein of 170 amino acids. The record is from RefSeq and is a predicted model, not a curated record. Lineage: Eukaryota; Metazoa; Arthropoda; Insecta; Coleoptera; Chrysomelidae. The transcript has a single exon.